AUGUGGCCGUUGGAAGAUGCUUGUUCGCCGUGCUGCCACGUUGUUGACGAGGAGUCCGGAUCAGAGGAGAUGGACUCGAGCCUCUACCUUUGCAAGAGGAGGCGUGCCUACUGCACGCCGCGGGCAGAUACUGAGGAGGAAUCGCAGCUGCCGACAGCAACCAGUUCCGAUGGAGCGGGCCGCACCCUUCUCGAGGCAUUGUCAACGAAGCCAAGGUCAGAUCCGCAUCUGCCCCUGGGCAGCGACGGGGAGGCCUUGCUUCAAAUCCGCAGAGCCCGUGCGUACCAGGGUGAGGGCUGUGCAAAAGCGUUGGCAGCAGAGUUCCUUGCGAAGGCGCCGAUGGCGUAG
Symbiodinium sp. CCMP2456 is the source of this 348-nucleotide messenger RNA. NCBI's taxonomy places the organism in Eukaryota, Dinophyceae, Suessiales, Symbiodiniaceae. The record is from the annotation of a GenBank genome assembly.